UUUCUCUCUACAGUCAAGAUGCUAUUUCUCUUAUUUGAUGGCUCUAGAUCAUGCUUAUCCUAUACCACACUAUCCACGGUCAAUCUGGCCAUGGCUGUUGUUAGUAUUAACUACCUAUUCAUGAAAACCCCUGAGCUCUACACCUGCGGCAUUAACGACAUCUGUACCGUCUAUAUCCGCGAGAUCCGCCAGCGCCAGCCCCAUGGGCCCUACGCCCUGGGCGGCUGGUCCGUCGGGAGUAUCUUCGCGUUCCAUAUCGCGAAGCAGCUCAUCUCCGCCGGUGAGAGCAUUACUGAUCUAGUCCUAAUUGACUGCCCCGUACCGCGGGGCCUCGAUCACUUGCCGCGGCGAUACUUCGAGUAUUGCGAGCAGGUCGGGCUCCUCGGCACGGUGAACGGCGUGAGGCGCGACCCGCCGCCGUGGCUGAUUCCGCAUUUCGAGGCCUGCAUCAACAGCCUCCAUCCGUACCACGCCACGCCGAUCGAGCCGUCGUGCGAGGCGCCGCGCACCCAGAUCAUAUGGGCUGGUGACGCCGUCGAUCGGCAUCUGGAACCGAAAUUUGAACGGCGACCCGACGAUCCGGAAGGGCUGAAGUUCCUCACGGAGGCACGCACAGAUUUCGGGCCAUGCGGAUGGGAGAGCCUCGUGCCGAGAACGAAGAUGGACAUUGCUCGCAUCGUGGACGCGAAUCAUUUCUCAAUGAUGCAGGGUGACGCCGCCCGGCAGUUGGCAGCGGUCAUGAGGCGGUUUCUGAUGGAUGCGAAGUGAGCGAAGACAUCCGGAUGCUCAAGACCGUUGGUGGGUUCCGGAGUGUGUGUUCGCAUGUAUAGUGGAUCCCCAUUCGCUCCUUAGAUUGUUAGAGGAGAAGCCAAUCAAUGUG
This is a messenger RNA of Aspergillus ibericus CBS 121593, 880 nucleotides long. RefSeq names its product thioesterase domain-containing protein. The record is from RefSeq and is a predicted model, not a curated record. Bases 19 to 768 code for a protein of 249 amino acids. Lineage: Eukaryota; Fungi; Ascomycota; Eurotiomycetes; Eurotiales; Aspergillaceae. The transcript has a single exon. Gene Ontology annotation, biological process: biosynthetic process.